Molecule: messenger RNA, 1775 nt
Organism: Neodiprion virginianus
Lineage: Eukaryota; Metazoa; Arthropoda; Insecta; Hymenoptera; Diprionidae
Product: cytochrome b5-related protein-like
Exons: 4
Coding region: 408-1700 (430 amino acids)
Biological process (GO): lipid metabolic process
Cellular component (GO): mitochondrion
Source: RefSeq, a predicted model, not a curated record
GAAGUUAUCGAACUCCCAUGCAAUUACGCAAGUAUCAAGUGUUUACAGUACUCGAUGUUGCCCAACUGCUCCUCCCUCCACUUCACCGAACUCACAUGACUGAUAAAGCUACUCGCGUUAUACAUAAUCACUUACAUAUAUUCUUUAGCAUGCAAAUCGCAUUUAUUCAUGUAACAUGACUCUAAAAUUUUAAUUUAUAUCCCAAAGACAUUGAAACAUUUUCAUUUCGCUUCAGUCCGUUGAGUAGUCAAAUAGGGAACAUAGGCAAGUUGGCAAAUUAUCAUACUAUAGGGUGAUUGAAUUUGGUGAGUCUGAUAUAAAUUAAUCAUCUGCUGUUUGUUUCAGAAGUAGAUUUUUAUUGCUUUGUAAAAUGAUUUCAAACUUUGCUAUCAGGAUUAAUCGCUGGAAUGGGGGCAAAGGAAAGGAAGGAGAGCACCCUGAUUGGGUUGAAGUAUCCGAGCUUUCGCGAUAAAGCUUGGAAAACUGGUGCAAGCUGGCUGGACGGUAAGAGGAAGGACGACGGAAUCGAAGGACUGUGGCGGGUCGGUGACAAGCUCUACGACCUGGCUCAAUGGGUUGGGAAUCAUCCUGGUGGCGCCGAGUGGCUGACCCUCUCUAAGGGAACCGAUAUCACGGAAGCGUUUGAGGCCCACCACAUUACUUCGUUUGCCGAACAACUCCUGCCAAAGUUUUACGUCCGGGACGCUACCACUCCCAGAUCCAGUCCGUUGACCUUCAAACCAGACGGCUUCUAUAGAGUGUUUAAAAGCCGCGCCAGAGAAGCUCUGAAGGGUGUCGACUUCCACAAGCCAGCGAAGUUGUCCAAUUUCAUAAUUGACUCCCUUUGCGCUGGGACGUUAGCUCUUUGCGUAACGGCCUCAGCCACGCAAUCAUGGGCUGCGAUUAUCGCCGCUGCGAUUUUCCUUACGUUGACCUUGAUAGCGGGGCACAACUACAUACACCUGAGAGAUUCGUUUCGCAUGGCCUACAUGGAUCUGAGUUUUCUUUCCUCGAAGGAAUGGCGAAUAACCCAUUGUCUGAGCCAUCAUCUUUACGCCAACACAAUUUUGGACUUCGAACUCUCGGCAUUCGAGCCCUUAUUCGAUUACGUACCUCACGAAAAGGGGUUCAUCACUCGUCGUUUGUCCUGGCUUUAUAGCCCCUUAGUUUACGCCAUAGUCUAUUUCGUGAGCGGAGUCAAAAGAAUCUACAGUCUGGCUUUUGAGUGGUGCACCUUAGAUUACAGGGAUUUAACACCGUUUCUGAUCCCAGCCCUGAUGUGUUCAGUGGCACCGCCGAGUCUCGCGCUGGUUACUUGGAUGAAGGUUAUCGUUAUAUCCAGUUUUCAUUUCGGCUUGAUCGGUGUAAACGCUGCUCACCAUCACCCUGACAUCUAUCACGAUGGAGAUGUCCAUCGCGAGGAUUUAGACUGGGGCCUGGCUCAAAUAGACGCAGUCCGGGAUGGCGUCGAAAUCCAGUCUUCCCCUUUUCUCGUAUUGACCCACCUCGGAUGGCACACCCUCCACCACCUUCUACCAACCGUCGAUCAUUCUUACUUACACCUCUGCGAACCUGCCUUCGAGCAAACCUGCAAAGAGUUUGGCGUUAAUACCGAUAUAUGGACUCAGUGGAAACUCUUCAAGGGCCAAUUCAUGCAGCUACAAAACACCGAGCCGAAGAAGACGCCCAAUACUAGAUAAUUAUCUAUGUUUCAUCAUAUUAUACCUUGAUAUAUGCUUAAGAGAAUAAAAUCGAAACGACGCAUGACAUGUAAA